Messenger RNA from Paramecium primaurelia, 583 nucleotides. NCBI's taxonomy places the organism in Eukaryota, Ciliophora, Oligohymenophorea, Peniculida, Parameciidae. The record is from the annotation of a GenBank genome assembly.
AUGUCGUAUUCUCAUCCUUCUAAUUAGAAAAGUCCAUACUAUUUAUAACCUGAUUUCCAACAGUCGAAUUAAUUAUAAUUACAGCAAGGGCCAAUGUACUAAUAACCUCAGGUUUAUUAAUAAUAUUAGGAAGGCUAUCCUCCUCAAACAGGAAUCUAACCAAUUUAAAAUGGAGGAAAUCCUCAUAAUUAUGUAGUUGUGUAACCACCUUAAUAUGUAGCGUAUCCACAAUAUUAAGGAUAUCCUCCUACAACUUAUAAUCAAGGCAUCCAUCCUCUUUAGCUCACUUCUUAAUAAGAAAGAAAUUUUAGGUUUUUUAUUUUCCUAUUUUAGUUUUAAAAAUUUAUUCAAUGGAGGAAUUAUAGCGAAUAAUAAUAUAUGUAUAUACUGUUUUCAACCAUAUACACUUAUCUUAUAAAGAAAAAUAGGAGGAUAAGUUUUCAUAGCCUUUCUAUUACUUUUAAUCUUUUUUUGGCCAUUGUGUUGGUUGCCAUUUGUCAUGAAGGAGUGUUAAGAUAAAUACUAUUACUGUUCAUAAUGUGGAAAAUUAAUUUAUAAAAGAUAAUAUACAAUGAGCGAUUGA